This is a messenger RNA of Talaromyces marneffei, 786 nucleotides long. RefSeq lists its product as uncharacterized. The record is from RefSeq and is a predicted model, not a curated record. Gene Ontology annotation, biological process: translation. The transcript is spliced from 4 exons. Gene Ontology annotation, cellular component: ribosome; cytosolic small ribosomal subunit. Lineage: Eukaryota; Fungi; Ascomycota; Eurotiomycetes; Eurotiales; Trichocomaceae. Gene Ontology annotation, molecular function: RNA binding; structural constituent of ribosome. The coding region runs from base 1 to 786 and encodes 261 amino acids.
AUGCCUCGUGGACCUAAGAAACACCAGAAGCGCUUGAGCGCCCCGGCGCACUGGCUGUUGGACAAGAUGUCCGGCACCUAUGCUCCUCGCGCCUCUGCCGGUCCUCACAAGCUCCGUGACUGCCUUCCCUUGAUCGUCUUCAUCCGCAACCGUCUCAAGUACGCCUUGAACGGCCGCGAGACCAAGGCCAUCCUCAUGCAGCGUCUCGUCCAGGUCGACGGCAAGGUCCGCACCGACCCUACCUUCCCCGCUGGUUUCAUGGACGUCAUCUCCAUCGAGAAGACCGGCGAGAACUUCCGUCUCAUCUACGAUACCAAGGGCCGCUUCACCGUGCACCGCAUCCAGGCCGAGGAGGCUGAAUACAAGCUCGGAAAGGUCAAGCGCGUUCAGCUUGGCAAGGGCGGGAUCCCAUUCUUGGUUACGCACGAUGCGAGAACCGUCCGUUACCCCGACCCCUUGAUCAAGGUCAACGACACUGUCAAGAUUGACCUUGCUACCGGCAAGAUCACCGACUUCGUCAAGUUCGACACUGGUGUUAUCGCCAUGGUCACUGGUGGUCGUAACAUGGGUCGUGUUGGUGUCAUCACCCACCGUGAGCGCCACGAUGGUGGUUUCAACAUUGUCCACAUCAAGGAUGCCGUUGACAAUACCUUCGCUACCCGUGAAUCCAACGUUUUCGUUAUCGGACAGGACAAGCCCUGGAUCUCCCUCCCCAAGGGCAAGGGUGUCAAGCUCUCCAUUGCUGAGGAGCGUGACCGCCGCCGUGCCCAGGCCAUUGCUCAGUAA